This is a messenger RNA of Entamoeba invadens IP1, 3921 nucleotides long. Its product is annotated as DNA topoisomerase, putative. Gene Ontology annotation, biological process: DNA topological change; sister chromatid segregation; resolution of meiotic recombination intermediates. Gene Ontology annotation, cellular component: nucleus. The record is from RefSeq and is a predicted model, not a curated record. NCBI's taxonomy places the organism in Eukaryota, Evosea, Mastigamoebida, Endamoebidae. The transcript has a single exon. Gene Ontology annotation, molecular function: DNA topoisomerase type II (double strand cut, ATP-hydrolyzing) activity; ATP binding; DNA binding. Bases 1 to 3921 code for a protein of 1306 amino acids.
AUGUCGAAAAAGAAGGUCGAGCUUGAAGAUGUCUACGUGAAACUGUCACACAAAGAGCAAAUCCUAACACGUCCGGACACGUACAUUGGCUCUGUUGAGAAGAACGACGAAAGCGUCUGGGUUUUCUCUGACGGGGAAGACGGCGGUGAAAUGGUCAAGAAGCCGAUCUCAUAUACCCCAGGUCUUUUCAAGAUCUUCGACGAGAUUUUAGUCAACGCGUCUGACAACUUUCAAAGGGACACAAAUAUGGACACGAUAAAAGUCAAUAUCGUUGGUGACGUCAUCAGUGUCUACAACAAUGGGAAAGGGAUUCCGAUUGAGAUUCACAAAAAAGAGAAAAUGUAUAUCCCCGAAUUGAUUUUUGGUCAUUUGCUGACGUCAUCGAAUUAUCGAGAUGAUGACAAGAAAGUGACAGGUGGGCGGAACGGGUAUGGAGCUAAGUUAGCGAACAUCUUCUCCAAUUCGUUUGAGAUUGAGACGUCUGACGGAACGAAAGUAUAUAAACAGAGGUGGACCAAGAACAUGGACAACAAAGAGGAGGCGAUCAUCACUGAAAAGCAUUGCGAGGAGUACACCAAAGUCACGUUUACUCCCGACUACGCACGGUUCCAGAUGAAAGGAAUGGAAGAGGACACAAAAGCACUUCUCAUCCGUCGUGCGUAUGAUAUAGCGGGGUGUAAUCCUGGGAAGAAGGUGUAUAUUAAUAAGGUCAAAGUGUGCUUCAAGAGGUUUGAAGACUACGCAAAGAUGUAUGUUGGAAAGGAGUCGAUAGUGUCUGAACAAGCGGGUGACAGAUGGGAAGUCUGUGUGUGCGCGUCACAAGGGGAAGCUCAACAAGUGUCGUUUGUCAACUCGAUCUUCACGUCGAAGGGUGGAACGCACGUCGAUAUUGUGUUGAACCAAAUCUGCAAGAACUUGAUGGACAAAUUGGCGAAGAAGAACAAGAAAGGAGCGGAGAUUAAGCCGUUCCAAGUCAAGAACCAUUUGUUUGUCUUUGUGAGGUGUCUUAUUGAAAACCCGGCAUUCGACUCACAAACAAAAGAGACGCUGAAGACACAAUCGAGCAAAUUUGGAUCAAAACCAGUGCUGUCCGAUAAGUUCUUCACAAAGCUGUCGAAAUUGAGUGUUAUGGACGAUAUUCUAAAUUGGGCGAUUAAGAAAGGCGAACAAGAUCUGUCAAAAAGCGGCGGGAGGAAGACGGCGAGAAUCACGGGAAUACCAAAAUUGGACGACGCAAAUAAGGCGGGGACGAAGGACGGGAAACUGUGCACGUUGAUAUUGACGGAAGGAGAUUCUGCGAAGACGUUGGCGGUUUCCGGGUUGUCUGUAGUUGGGAGAGAUUAUUAUGGUGUCUUCCCGUUGAGAGGAAAACCUCUGAAUGCGAGAGAAAUCAGUAGUGCUAAAGUGAAGAACAAUCAGGAGUUUGAGAACAUUGCCAAAAUCAUGGGAUUGCGAUAUGGAAAGAAAUACACUGAUUUGAACGAGUUGAGAUAUGGGUGUGUCAUGAUUAUGGCAGAUCAGGAUUAUGAUGGGUCGCAUAUCAAAGGACUUUUGAUCAACUAUUUUAACGUGUUUUGGCCAUCACUGUUGAAGAUCAAAAAUUUCUUGGUUGAAUUCAUCACUCCCAUUGUCAAAGUGAAGAAAGGGAAGGAGGAAAUCUCGUUCUUUACAGUGCCACAGUUCAACGAGUGGAAAGAAGAAAAGAUCCACGAAGGAGAACUGAAGAAGUGGGAAAUUAAGUACUACAAGGGACUUGGAACAUCAAAAGACUCGGACGCCAAAGUGUACUUUGGGGAUUUGGACACGCACAAAAUCCGUUUCGACUAUAACGGAGAACCAAGUGACCAAGUUAUCGACUUGGCGUUCAGCAAGAAGAGAGCGGACGACAGAAAGGAGUGGUUGAAGGGGUAUGACCCCAAUACAUAUUUGGACCAAGACGUUGAGUCCGUCUCAUAUCAGGACUUUGUGCACAAGGAACUCAUUCUGUUUUCAUACGACGAUUGUGAGAGAUCAAUUCCAUGUGUGGUCGAUGGAUUGAAGCCAUCGCAACGGAAGGUGUUGUGGACUUGUUUGAUCAAAAACGUCAUCAGAGAGCUCAAGGUGUCACAACUCAGUGGUUUGGUGUCGGAGAAGUCGUCGUACCACCACGGAGAAGUAUCGUUGCAAUCGACCAUUGUCAAUAUGGCCCAAAACUUCUGUGGGGCAAAUAACAUUAAUUUGCUCCUUCCAUCUGGACAGUUUGGAUCAAGGCUUCAAGGAGGAAAGGAUCAGGCUGCGGCAAGAUAUAUCUACACGCGGUUGUCGACUAUUACAAGGUCGCUGUGCAUUAAGGAGGAUGACCAGGUGCUCGACUUCUUGAUUGAUGAAGACAGGAAGAUUGAACCCAAGUAUUACGUCCCAAUCAUACCAAUGGUUCUUGUGAAUGGAGCUGAAGGUAUUGGAACGGGAUGGUCUACCGAUAUUCCCAAUUUCAAUCCACUUGACUUGGUGGAUAACUGUAAAAGGUAUCUGAAUGGCGAAGAGCUUCAACCAAUGAAGCCGUGGUACAGAGGGUGGACUGGUGAGUUGAAGGAGAACAAAGAAGGAACUGGCUUCAUGUGUUACGGACGGUGGAGAAGAGUUGGGAACAACCGAAUUGAAAUUCGAGAGUUGCCCAUGCACAUCUGGACGGAGAAUUACAAAGUCCACCUUGAGAAGAUGAUUGAGGCGAAGACUGUGAAAGGAUUCCAGGAACACCAUUUGAUCAACACUGUACAUUUUGUCAUUGAUUUGGCUGUUGAGAUGACCGACGAGCAGGUGUGGAACAACUUCAAAUUGGCGUCGUCUAUCAAAGACGCGAACAUGCACUUGUUCAAUUCGGAAAUGAAGAUCCAGAAGUACCACACGCCUUUGGACAUCAUGAGAGAGUUUUGCGAGGUCCGAUUAAAGACUUACGAAGCGAGGAAAAAGGCAAUCAUUGACUCGAUGGAACAUCAGAUGCUUAUUUUGUCGAACAAAGUGCGAUUUAUCAAAAUGGUGAUAGAAGGCAAGCUCAUUGUGAACAACAGGAAGAAGAACGAUUUGUACAAAGAGUUGAUCUCACUUGGAUUUGACCAGAUCAAAGACCCAAAGAAGCUCGAGAAGUCGAAGCCAAUUGGAGGAGUUGAAGAAGAAAGUGUCAUCAAGGUGAAGGAAGAGGAAGAAGAAGAGGCUGGUGGAUACGACUACUUACUUUCGAUGAAAAUCUGGACAUUGACAUAUGAAAGAGCCAAGAAGUUGAUGGAAGACUGCGACGAUUUGAAGACGCAAAUAGACGAAGUGAAGACAACGACCGUUAAGGACAUGUGGUUGAAAGAGUUGGCAUCGUUUGAGAAGAAGUACCCGGAGUGGCUGAAAGAGGAAGAAAUCCUUUUGAAAGUUGGAGACGAAGGGACCAAAAGAACUAUUGCUGGCAAGAAAGGAAAAAGUACAAAGAAAACGAGGAAGACUAAAAAUGAGGCGAGAAAUGAGUUACUCAGUAUGAGUGCCGAAGAACUUGCGAGGAAGUUUGGAGAGAAUGCGCAGUUCUAUGAGUGGAAAACUGUUCCAUCCGAUGACAUGGUGAUUAAACGAACUGCAAUCACAAAGAAGACGGCUACAAAGAAAAAGAAAGACGACGACACAAGCGCAAGCACAAGCCAGACCACUGAAGAGAAAAAGCCAAGAGUUAAAAAGGAAAAGUCUGAGUCGAAAGAUACGAGUGAGACGAAGGAGAAGACCAAAAGGUCAAGAGUGAAAAAAGAAGUGAAAGAAGAGAGUGGCACUGAGGACGUUGCUCCAAAGAAAACAAGAAAGCGAGCAACAAAAGCGAAGAAAAUUGAUUUAGAAGACGAAGAUGAUGGAUUUGUCGUUGAUGAUGAUGAAAUAGAAUACAUGAGUAAUUCGGAUGAAGACGAAGAAUAA